Messenger RNA from Tripterygium wilfordii, 1762 nucleotides. Its product is annotated as G-box-binding factor 4-like. The record is from RefSeq and is a predicted model, not a curated record. NCBI's taxonomy places the organism in Eukaryota, Viridiplantae, Streptophyta, Magnoliopsida, Celastrales, Celastraceae. The transcript is spliced from 4 exons. Bases 299 to 1252 code for a protein of 317 amino acids. Gene Ontology annotation, molecular function: DNA-binding transcription factor activity. Gene Ontology annotation, cellular component: nucleus. Gene Ontology annotation, biological process: positive regulation of DNA-templated transcription.
UCCUCAAAUCACAGCAGCCAAAGCCGGCGGUCCCCUAAAUACCCAGUCAACCCACACUAAACGCUUAACUCCCCCAAAUUGCACUUUCACAAUUCAUACAGUCCCCUCUGAUCCCAACACAACAGCAACAAAUCCCCAAAUCCAAAUUCCCCAAACCCUAGAAACAGAUCAUCUAUUCUGUCUAUAUCUAUAAAUAGCCAUCAAGAGAGAGAGUGAAGUACUGUGGAGCCAAAAUUUCAGAGAGGGGAAAACCGCGUAGAAAUUGAGAGGGAGAUAAUAUCGGAGGAAGAGCCCGGAGAUGGCGUCGUCCAAGCUGAUGGCGUCGUCGAACCCCAGAAAUUCGGAUCUUUCGCGACGCGCUUAUCCUACUGCGUCAUCUUCUGAUCGCCAAACUAAAAAUGCUAACAGAACCAACCACAAUAACAUCAGUAUCAAUAACAGUAACACACUUAUUGCUUCAUCAUCAACAUCGUCAACUAUGACCAUCGACGGCCUUCUCCGCGAUGUCUAUGGUUCAAUUCCCUCAUCGGAGUCUACCCUCCUUGACGCCCAAAUUACCCUCAUUGAGACGCCUGUUCUCGCGGCGAACACAGUGGCUGAUCCCAAUCAAACUCAGAUGAUAAAUCAGAAUGCGGAGGUCGAUCCUCCUCCUGUACGGAAGAGCGUGGAUGACGUGUGGCGCGAGAUUGUGUCGGGUGAAAGGAAGGAGAUGAAGGUGGAGGCUGCAGACGAGAUGAUGACUUUGGAGGAUUUCCUGGCCAAGGCAGGUGCUGUGGACGAGGAUGAGGUCAAGAUGCCCCCUGCUACGCCUUUGAUGGAGAGACUGAGUGGAGGGGUGUAUUCGUUUGACCCCAGCCCCUUGCAGGUGUUGGACAAGGUGGAGGGUUCGAUAAUUGGGUUCGGGAAUGGUGUGGAGGUGGUGGCUGGGGAAGGUGGAAGUGGGGGAGUAGGGAGGGGGAAGAGAGGGAGAGGCGCAGUUUUCGAGCCAUUGGAUAAGGCUGCACAGCAACGACAGAGGAGGAUGAUCAAGAAUAGGGAGUCUGCUGCCAGGUCAAGGGAGAGGAAGCAGGCUUACCAGGUUGAGUUAGAGUCAUUGGCUGUAAGACUAGAGGAGGAGAAUGAGCAGCUGUUGAAAGAGAAGGAUGAAAGGACAAAGGAAAGGUUUAAGCAGCUUAUGGAAAAAGUGAUUCCAAUUGUGGAGAAGAAGAGACCUCGUCGAGUCCUUCGGAGAGUACACUCCAUGCAGUGGUAGAUUAUAUAUGCUUAUUGAAGAAUAUUGUACGUGCAUUAGGAAUGAAGGAUGAAAUGCUUCAUUAUUUCAGGCAUUCAUUUAGUCUAUAUAUCAACAUUGAAAGCUGAAGUAGUUUGAAGUAAUUUCUUAUAUGAUGAAGUGUGGAGACAAAGGGUGAUUGACAACUUAACCAUGAGGGAGACUCCCUAUAAUUGAAGUAGAGGACUUGCAAUGCAUCCAGGUAUGCAGAGGGCUGAGCUGAUUCAUGUAGUUCGUAGGUUUUGCUAUGUAAGAAGAGUCAUGUUCUCCUUUUACUGGUCUCAGUGAAAAAGGAAGGACUAUAUAAUCUUAAUGAAUUAUGACAGCUCCUUGAUGAAAUAUAGAUUGGUGGGUGGUGGAUUUCCGAUCACUUCACUAGAAAUGUGUUCUAGUGAUUGCGUACAAGUUUCCUUAUUCUUCGUGGUUUUUGUAACUUUUUGCCCUCACCAACUCAUUUUUCUUUCAUGAUGAGUAUUAUUUCUGUUUAGAGGA